This is a messenger RNA of Abrus precatorius (Indian licorice), 1537 nucleotides long. Its product is annotated as protein DEFECTIVE IN MERISTEM SILENCING 3-like. The record is from RefSeq and is a predicted model, not a curated record. The transcript has 6 exons. NCBI's taxonomy places the organism in Eukaryota, Viridiplantae, Streptophyta, Magnoliopsida, Fabales, Fabaceae. Bases 199 to 1218 code for a protein of 339 amino acids.
AAAGUAGUGUGCAAAAGUUGUGCAAAAGUGAGCGUGAAACAACACAGGUAGGGUACGGAACUACCACUGUUGAGUGCUGAGUGCAUUGCCUUGGUGUGAUACAAUCAGAAGAGAAGAGAAAAGAGAGAAAGUGCGAGUCAUCUGAACUGCGAUCUCUUUAUGUUAUGAUGUCUCAACCCAACCAUAAGCUGAAUCUAAAUGAUGAUAACAGAGAGAUAUAAAAUGAUCAAGCAGCAUGAAGAUAACAUUAAGUUCCUUAAUUCUCAAUCAAAUCACUUGGCUGAAUCAAUACUUGACUUGCAAGUGAGUCUUGGAAGGUACCAUUCAACUAAUGUUAUUACAUCCGAGAAUGGAAAUGGCACCUUCCAUUCUGAAGAGGAAACAGUGGAACAGAUAUUGAAGAAAGAGAAAUCUGCUGCUAGCAUAUUCUGCUGGCUGAAAGCUAAUGCCCAGACAUUAAUUUCAAAGGAUGUUGUGGGAGUUGUGGCAACCCUUGCCAGAGUUGAGAGUUAUGAUCUUAGCAGGAUCCUUUCUGAGUAUUUGGGCUUGGAGGCAAUGCUUGCAAUUGUCUGCAGUACUUAUGAAGGUGUUAAUGCUCUGGAGAAGUAUGAUCCAGAAGGCAUGAUAAACUGCGAUGGUGGUUUGCAUGGAAUUGGAUCGUCAAUUGGAAGGGGAAUAAAUGGCCGAUUCGUGGUCAUAUGUCUUGAAGAUUUAAGACCAUUUGUUGGAGGUUUUGUAGCCAAUGAUCCACAAAAGAAGCUCGUUCUUCCAAAGCCAAGAUUACCUAAUGGGGAUUCCCCACCUGGGUUUCUUGAUUAUGCAGUGAACAUGAUCCAUUUGGAUUCAAAAUAUUUAUGUUUUCUUACUGCCGGUGGGCAUGGUCUAAGAGAGACACUGUUUUAUGGCCUUUUUGCUCGCCUACAAAUAUAUAAAACCAGGAAUGAAAUGCUGCUUGCUCUCCCCUGCAUUAGUGAUGGGGCCUUGUCAUUAGAUGGUGGGAUGAUUAGGAAAUGUGGUAUGUUUGCUCUUGGUAGUAGGAAAGAUGUAGAAGUGAAGUUUCCACUAAUUUCUGGAGAAUCUGAUUUACCUCCAAACUAUAUUGAAGCUGAAGAUAUGGUGAGGAAGCUGAAAUGGGAAAGCUCUAAGCUUGAUGCAGAUAUCCAUAGAGAGCAAAAAUUAUUGGAUUAUAGGAAGGGAAAGUUCAGGAGGCAAGCCUGAAAAGUUAUGUACAGACUACUGGUUUGCAAAAAAUGGUAGCAACUAACCACAUCCAAUAGUGUGCAUUAGGCAUUAGCUUUUUAUUUUGCAGGCAUAUCUCAUUAGGGAUAUGUCCAAAAGAAAGCAGAAAGGUGUGCAUAAAAUAGAAAUGACAUGCUUGCCUACUGUCUGCAUCUGUUGAUAUAUCUAUUAUCUAAUAUCUGCUUCUGAAUUUCAAUCAAGAGAAAACUUUACUUUUGAAAAUGAACAUUUGAAUGUUGUAACAUCUGACAUCUAAGCACUUUCUCGGUUCUUAUUUAUGAUAUUCACUCCUAUCCUC